Messenger RNA from Leptonychotes weddellii (Weddell seal), 1724 nucleotides. The record is from RefSeq and is a predicted model, not a curated record. Lineage: Eukaryota; Metazoa; Chordata; Mammalia; Carnivora; Phocidae.
GCUCUCGCAGGUGCACCUGGACGUGGGUCACACACGCCCAGGGGCCAUCAUGGCUCUGGCCGUGUGCUCAGGACAGUGUGGCCCCGAGGGCAGUCAGGACAAGAGACCAGAGCCCUGUUCCUGCAUGCGGAGGGUGGCGUGGGGACUGGGGCCCGGCCGGCCUCACGAGGAAGUCCGCAGCGGACAGAAAGCUGUCCUCCCUCUAACGUUUAAGACCUUCAACUCUAAAUGGAUUUAGUUCAUGGGAGAUUCAUGCAUGGCUGUGUCAUCCGUGUGGCUGUGUUCUUAUUUUAUAGACGCUUACAUGACUAUUCCAUAUGGUGCGAUGUGAUCAAUAACAUCAUCUCGGUUGUGUGUUCUUGUGGUCCAGAACCUGAAGCGAGACAUGAAGGUGCUGCGAGCCUCUUCUCUGGAGGUUUUCAGAACUUGCUGGGAGCACCUGCAGGAUGGUCUUUCCGCAGUGGUGGCGGCCGUCCAGAGGGCACAGCUCUGCCACGAGGCUCUGCUGGCCUGGAAGUCGAAGGCGGGUCACCUGGAGCGGUCCUUGCAGGAAGUAAGCGCGCGGUAUGAGCUGGAGAAGCAGAAGAGGAAGAUGCUUCACAAUCGUUUGGUGCAGUGUGAGGCCUGAGGCCCAGGAGAUGUGAAGACUCGGGUUUCCAUUUCUGCACACGAUGAGGCCGGAGUUGAUGGUUUGUUGGAUGACCUUUGCUCCCGAGAGAUUUGCUGGCGUGCUGCAGCCCGGGCUAGCUCACAGUCCCACUGAGCCUGUGCUUGGCAACUCCCCGGCCCCCGGCUCCCCCAGAGGUUAGGAGUGGCUCUCCUGUCUGCUCGCUGUCUCCCCGUGUGGUUCGGGCUCUGUGCGCUUUCUGCUGACCAGGCACUCUGUAAGCGCCUCCGUGCAUGUUCCUGCCUGGUCUCAACAGCAGCAUCACCCUGGGUCCAAAGGGGCCAGGCGGGCGCUCGGGCAGGAACCAGGUCCAGGGUGGGACGAGGCUUGGCGCUCUGGCUGCCGCGUUCUGCGCCCUGGAAGACACACCGACAGCCUGUAAAUCAGCGGCUGUGCUUCACGACUAGUUGAAUCAACCAGCUGUGAGUCCAGGGUACGAUUCAGAACGGAUCUCCAGAGAAUGCUUUCUGAACAUUUAGAGGGAAAACGAGUUGCUCACGGAACCAGCAGGAGUGUAUGAGAAUUACAGUGUUCUCGUCCUUUCCAGGUAUCACAUCAAGAAAAGAGGAGAGAUGUAGAGUAUCUGGUCUUCAGCCAGGCUUUUGCAAAAGUAUGACAUGAAAUAUUAAUGAACAGAACGUCAGCAUAAGAGCUGCGAGCCAUCCUUCACAGGCCAGCCCCCGCCCCCCCAGGUUUUUGGCGUCUGUGGAGGCCGCGCAGUGAGGGAGGGGCAGGCCCGCCCAGCCAGGGACCUGGGCCCAGAUGACGGCCAGGAGAGGAGCUCUGUAGGGAUGUCCUCUGGGCUCUGUCCAGACUCUUUGGAUCCUAAUUCUUAUUGACAUGAUGGAGACAGAAAAGCAUAUUAUUGUAUUUGAGGAUAUGAAUUUGAAAGGAGUAUCCCAAAAUAUUUACACAGGCUAGAGCACUAGGCUCAAGCAGAGCAAACAGGCUAUGGAAUGCCAAGUACGCAGGUGCUGGCUGAUGAGGAAAUGGGAUAAGAGCAGGUGCCCGGGAGAGGUGCACAAGGGACAGGUGACCGCACGCAACAGCAUCGCCU